AUGGCCGUCACGUGCGCCGUGGCCGGCGCUGCCGUCUUGAGCUUCGACCACGAGCGCUGCCCCACACCGUACAGCUUGUGCGUGAUCGACUACACGUCCGGCAAGGCCACCGAGUCGAAAGGCAGUACGGUGACCGGCAUCGACGCCAUUGGCAACAUCUCGACCGCCGGCAUCGAUGGCCUGACGGUCACCGACUCGACGCUGCGAGGAAUGAAGUGCGCAGUGUACCCGACUCGGAUGCUCACAAGCUUGUAA
Saprolegnia parasitica CBS 223.65 is the source of this 255-nucleotide messenger RNA. RefSeq lists its product as hypothetical. The record is from RefSeq and is a predicted model, not a curated record. The transcript has 2 exons. Bases 1 to 255 code for a protein of 84 amino acids. Lineage: Eukaryota; Oomycota; Saprolegniomycetes; Saprolegniales; Saprolegniaceae.